Orbilia oligospora ATCC 24927 is the source of this 1479-nucleotide messenger RNA. RefSeq lists its product as uncharacterized. Bases 1 to 1479 code for a protein of 492 amino acids. The transcript has 4 exons. The record is from RefSeq and is a predicted model, not a curated record. Gene Ontology annotation, cellular component: cytoplasm. Lineage: Eukaryota; Fungi; Ascomycota; Orbiliomycetes; Orbiliales; Orbiliaceae.
AUGGCUUGGGGGAGCACUACCCCUCCACGAAAAGAAGGGGACACCAGCUGGGCCCAAGAAUACCUGUUGGACCCUUUAAAUGCUGUGGAGGCAUAUCAAACAGCCCAGACAGGCGGCCAAUACAAUAAUCAGGUUCCGACACAACACAAAACCCUCACAGUCGAACAGUAUCUUGCUGCCAAUUCGAAACCGUCUGAAUCUGCAGCUGGAUCUUCUGGGGUAACCCGUUCUCGUUCUCUGUUGUCGCGUAGUGGCUCCAAGAGGGACAAGAAGAAGAACAAGCAGGAAGAUAUCGAGUUACAAGAUACAUUAGCAUCUGUCGGCCAGGUGCGACGGACAACGUCAAUCCGUGACAAGUUGAUUCGCCGGUUUACCGAUGAUGGGAAGGAUCCUGAUAGGCGACAGAGGCCGUUGCGUCCGCUUAAUGAGGUCUCCGAUAAAGAAAUUUCCCGCAUGGGAAACACGGUCUCGCCACGGGGACCACGAUUGUCGACUCCAGCUCCUGUCCCGGAAAAAAUUCCCGACCUCCAGAACCAGCAGGACAAUAAUGACCUGCAGAACCAAGAAAAUAGGCCGGUCUCAAAGCGAGUAGAGGAUAGAUGGUCCAAUAAUCCGUUCCGGGAUGCACUCCUAGCUGCGGAAAAUCAAGAGAAUCGGGAGAAUAUCUCUCCUCCCAGAAGCCCAAAUGCAAAUCAGAGAUCUCCACUCUCUCCGACAAAUCCGUUCCGUAGGGCAGGAGAAGGUUCUUCUCUUCCAGUCCAGGCGCCACUUCGACACCAUACCCGAACCCCUCAACCGCGGGGCACUAUGUACCGUAGUGAUGGUCCUCGUGUGCCCGUUAGGCCACAUUCCAGACUUGAAGCCAAACCCCGUUCUGGAAUCCAGCGCGUUCCAGCGGCUGAUACAAUAGACUCACUCGAUACCAGCUUUGGGAUCUUUACUUUCCACCAUGAAGGGCCAUAUGAUGCAACUUUGUCCCAUCGAAAUCGCAAUCCGUUAAAGUCGCCAGUACACGCCACUAGAUACGGCAAUGCGAUGGCAUUAAGAGCAACCGCUCCUGAGGAUAUCCAAAACAGCAUACAAUUUGGUCGUCCUCUCGAGGGUGUUGCCGCUUUCCCCCCAGGGACACACGUUACUGGCGGUGUUCUUGAGUACGAGGAAUACGAUGUCAACCGUAAAGAUGGUAAUUAUCGUCGAUACGCUGGAGAGAAAUACCGAGAUGAAGACCUGAAGGGAAAAGGUAUUGAAGGUUACGAUGGUGACCUUGCUGCUAAGAAAGAAAAGGAAGCCAAACAUCGACGAGGAAAGAGCUUGGAUACCGCAACCGGCAGGUCUGGGGAUGUCCUGACACCCCUUGAUCCCGUUACCUCCCCCGUCCGUCGAAAUGGCAGUACCGCAGGAAGACUCGAGGGCGCUGCAGCCAAAUUCAAACGAACAUUCUCUAUCAAACGCAAGGAGAAGAAGACAGAUGAUGUCUAG